Molecule: messenger RNA, 1366 nt
Organism: Schistocerca serialis cubense
Lineage: Eukaryota; Metazoa; Arthropoda; Insecta; Orthoptera; Acrididae
Product: 5-hydroxytryptamine receptor 3A-like
Exons: 9
Coding region: 33-1226 (397 amino acids)
Biological process (GO): monoatomic ion transmembrane transport
Cellular component (GO): membrane
Molecular function (GO): extracellular ligand-gated monoatomic ion channel activity; transmembrane signaling receptor activity
Source: RefSeq, a predicted model, not a curated record
UCGGCCUCCGUCAGUGUGCUGCAGCUGCCGCCAUGCGCCACAACCACAUCUGGCCGCUGUUGCUGCUACUGCCGCUCGGCUGCCGCCGGGCUGCCGGGGCCAGCGAGGCGACGAUGAAGCGGCUGCACGAGGACCUGCUCAACAACUACGACCGCCGCGUGCGACCUGUGCAGGACUCCUCCACCGUCACAGAAGUCACCUUCCACAUGGACAUCCACGACGUCGAUCUGAUGAGUCACGACAUGCUGGGAGUUGAGACCUGGACUUACUGGGAAUGGAAGGAUGAACUCCUGAAAUGGGAUCCGAACCGAUACGAAGGCAUCAAGGAGGUGCUCAUGAGCGCGAAUGCCAUCUGGACGCCGGAGCUGGUCCAUGUCAGCAGGGGCGCAGUCGGGAAUGCGCUGCAGCCCAUGAUGCCACGGGGCGGGUUCUGCCGCGUCACGACAGAUGGCAACGUGUCGUGUAUGGUGGAUGCUGAGUACUACUCGCACUGCGGCGUUGACUUGGCCAAGUGGCCGUAUGACACACACACGUGCUACCUCAUCUUCAUCAACUGGCUGGAUCUCGACGACGAGGUCAGCAUCAGGCUGCGCAAUGGCACGGGGUUCUCCAUCAAGCAUGUGAAGACACAGCGCGACUGGGAAUUGGUGUCCGUCAAAAGUGAAGAGAUUCCUCGCCAGAACGACGAUCGCAAAGGCUUCCGCAAAAUCGACUUCUACUUCACGUUCAAGAGGCAUGCGGAGGGCUACGCCGCCACCGCUCUGGCUCCAGCAGUAGUGCUGUGCCUGGCCACGCUGGCGAUGCUGCUGCUGCCACCCUGGCAGGCGGAGCGCUUCUCGGUGGGGCUGUGCCUCAUGGCGGCUCAGUGCCUCUCCCUCACCGACCUCUACCACAACUUCUCCUACGAGAUCACCGUCCCACUAGUCGUGCUGCUGUACCGGGACUCGCUGGUGAUGGCUUGCGUGGCGCUGGUGCUGGCCGUGGUGAUGCGCGCCCUCAUCCAGUCGGAGGUGGAGGCUCCCAGCUGCGUGGCGGCGCUGCUCGACCAGGUGCCCACCUGGCCCUACGGACUCUCUCUGAUGGCGCAGCCUCGGGAGGAGAGCGGCGGGCGGCGGCAGUCUCGCGGCUCGGCAGUUUGGCGGCAGCUGUCGUCGCUGGUGGACCGCUGCUGCUUCUGCGCCUACUGCCUCACCUGCCUAGCGCUGCUGGUCGCUCUGGUGCCCUAGCGGCCUCCGGGCGCGACCGGCGACUUUCCACUUGUCGCCUCUCCGCUCCAGCAGUGAACGCGGCCGCCGAACACUGCAGAAAUAACCGCUGCCGUGUAUCUGCUGUUACUAAAACCACAAUAAAAAAUACAAAAAAUGCA